AUGUCGUCCGGCGACGAUGAGCGCGCCUCCAGGCUCCACCACCGGGAACAGGACCGCGACCACUCCUCCUCGCGCCGCCGCCACGACAAGGACCGCGACCACUCCUCCUCCCGCCACCACAGGGACGGCGAGCGGGAGCGGGAGCGCGAUCGCGAUCGCGACCGCCAUCACAGAGACAAGGAGCGGGAUCGGGAGGAGCGCAAGGCGCUGGAGCGAGCGGAGAAGGAGCGCGAGAAGGAGAGGGAGAGGGAGAGGCAGCGUCGCGAGGAGCGCCACAGGGAGAAGAAAUCGAGGAGGCGGGAUGAGUUCGAUGAUGAGGAGAACGAGAUGCCGCCGGCGACAACAUCGAUGGAGAGCGUGAUUGCUUACGGGGACUAUCAUGAAGGCGGCAUGGUCUCCAACGAUGCAGCACCAACGGGGAGAAUCAUGCAAGGGGAUGAAUCUGACUCAGAUUACAACGACGACCCUGAGGGUGAAUCAGAUGGCGCGGAGGAGCUGAUAAACCCUGUUAUCAAGAAGACCAAGGCGGAGAAGCUGGUCACCGCCGACCACUCCAAGAUCGACUACCAGCCAUUCCGGAAGAACUUCUACACGGAGGCCAAGGACAUCAAGGAGAUGCCGGCCGAGGACGCCGCCGCCUACCGCGAGCAGCUGGACCUCAAGGUGCGCGGCAAAGGCAUCCCCAAGCCGAUAAAGACGUGGAUCCAGAGCGGCCUGACCAGCAAGCUGCUCGGCACCAUUAAAAAGCUUGGAUUCGACAAGCCGAUGGCGAUCCAGGCGCAGGCACUGCCGGUGAUAAUGAGCGGACGCGACUGCAUCGGCGUCGCCAAGACCGGGUCCGGCAAGACCCUGGCGUUCGUCCUGCCCAUGCUGCGCCACGUCAAGGACCAGCCGCCCGCCGCGCCCGGGGACGGCCCCAUCGGGCUCGUCAUGGCGCCCACCAGAGAGCUUGUGGUGCAGAUAUACUCAGACAUCAAGAAGUUCUCCAAGGCGUUCGGCGUCAACUGCGUCGCCGUGUACGGGGGCUGCGCCGUCGCCCAGCAGAUCAGCGAGCUCAAGCGCGGCGCCGAGAUCGUCGUGUGCACGCCGGGCAGGAUGAUAGACAUCCUCUGCACCAGCGCUGGCAAGAUCACCAACCUCCGGCGAGUGACCUACCUGGUGCUAGACGAGGCCGACAGGAUGUUCGACAUGGGCUUCGAGCCCCAGAUCACCCGGAUCGUCCAGAACACCCGGCCGGACCGGCAGACGGUGCUCUUCUCCGCCACCUUCCCGCGGCAGGUGGAGACGCUGGCGCGCAGGGUGCUGGCCAAGCCCGUGGAGAUCCAGAUGGGCGGGCGGAGCGUGGUGAACAGGGACAUCACGCAGCUGGUCGAGGUGCGGCCGGACGGCGAGAGGUUCCUCAGGCUGCUGGAGCUGCUCGGGGAGUGGUCUGCCAAGGGCAAGAUCCUCGUGUUCGUGCGCGCACAGGACAAGUGCGAUUCCCUGCUCAAGGAGCUGUUCCAGCACGGGUACCCCUGCCUCUCUCUCCACGGCGGAAAGGAUCAGAACGACCGUGAGUCGACCCUCGCCGACUUCAAGAGCAACGUCUGCAGCCUGCUGAUCGCCACCAGUAUCGCCGCGAGAGGCUUGGAUGUCAAAGAUCUCGAGCUUGUUGUCAAUUACGAUGUCACCAAUCACUACGAGGACUAUGUUCAUCGUGUUGGGCGGACCGGCCGGGCCGGCAGGAAGGGCUGCGCCGUGACGUUCAUCUCCGACGAGGAGGAGCGCUACGCGCCGGACCUCGUCAAGGCUCUGGAGCUGUCCGGACAGGCCGUGCCGGAGGACCUGAAAGCCCUGGCGGACCGGUUCAUGGCCAAGGUGAAGCAGGGGACGGAGAAGGCACAUGGAACAGGCUACGGUGGAAGUGGUUACAAGUUCGAUCACGAGGAGGACGAAGCACGACAGUCGGCAAGGAGGGCCCAGGGGAGGGCGCAUGGGUACGAGGAGGACGAGCCGGAGCCGGAUUUAGACCACUACGAGGAGGAGGAAGACGGAGACGCCGCCGCUCUGGCCGCACCACCCACCAUGGCUGCUCCUGCUAGCAAUGCCGGCCAGCCAGCAUUGCUCCCUCCACCGGCUGCGGCGACACAGCAGAACAUCGCCGCUGCUGCAGUGAACGUGCAGAGCGUUCUGGCCAGGAUACAGGCGCAGGCAGCUCCGGAGCACUACCAAGCCGAGCUCGAGAUCAACGACUUCCCACAGCACGCGCGCUGGAAGGUCACCCGGAGGGAGACGCUGGCGCCCAUCGAGGAGUGGACCGGCGCGGCGGUCACCACCAGGGGCACCUUCAUCCCCCCCGGCCAGAUCGUCGGCACCAACGAGCGCAAGCUCUACCUGUACAUCGAGGGCCCCAACGAGUCCUCCGUCAGCAAGGCCAAGGCACAGCUGAAGAGUGUCGUUGAGGAUUGCGCCAACCAGGCGCUCAAUCUGCCCGCCGGAAAAUACUCCGUCAUCUGAUCCUCAUCUGCAGAUGUUGAA
Triticum dicoccoides is the source of this 2517-nucleotide messenger RNA. RefSeq names its product DEAD-box ATP-dependent RNA helicase 42-like. Gene Ontology annotation, molecular function: RNA helicase activity; ATP binding; nucleic acid binding. NCBI's taxonomy places the organism in Eukaryota, Viridiplantae, Streptophyta, Magnoliopsida, Poales, Poaceae. The transcript is spliced from 2 exons. The record is from RefSeq and is a predicted model, not a curated record. The coding region runs from base 1 to 2496 and encodes 831 amino acids.